CAACCGCUUCAACUCGGAACGACAACUCGAAAGAGUCAAAGAACGGAACGCAGAGCAGCCGAGUCGCAUACACGUCUGCCGUCCGUCCCCGUCCGGACCCAAGCUGCCAAAUUUGCCAAAUCAUCCGUCCCCCCAAUUCCUUUCCCCUCCCCCUCCCCGCGAACAAGGCUCGACGACCAUGGCCGCCUCCUCCCCCUGACCCCGCCCACCGCGGCCUCAAUCAAUCCAUGAGACUUCCGGCGUCAAAAUCCGAUCUUGCCGCCGCCCGAGGAUGUCCCGGCGCGACGUAUUCUACAGCUGUGGAUCUUGUGGAUACCCUCUAAACCUUUCAUCUUCUAACCGAAGCACAUCUGAAGUAGACGAGAUAUCUUGCUUUCCCCUCACCUGGCGUAGCUACCGGCCAAAAACUAAGCUUCUUUGCCGAAAAUGCGGAGCUUCUAUUGGGUAUGCAUAUGGUGAGCCAGCUGUUUUGUGUAGCUUCGAUCCACCAAGUUCAUCCUCCUCCGGAGCAUCUCAGAAGUAUUUAAUAAAGAUUCAAGCUCUCCAACCUUCAGACGGAACCCAGUAGUCUGUCAAUUUCAGUCAAAAUUUCGAAAAAGGAGACAAUGGAUGGCAGCUUACAAAACUACAUCAAUUACCCAUCUGAUGAUUGCUUGCUUUCUAUAUUUAACAAGCUUGAAAAUGAGUCGGACAGGAAUGCUUUUGGUUUAACUUGUAAGAAUUGGUUCAAGGUUCGAAACAUUGGUCGGAAAUCACUAACAUUCCAUUGUUCUUUUAACCCAACAGUAGAUAAGGAGCAUGCCAAGUGCAUCCCAAAGAUAUUGGCUUGCUCUCCUCAUCUUAACAGGAUAUCCCUUGCUGGGCUCACAGAGCUACCUGACUCAGCUUUGUACACUCUGGGAAUGUCUGGAUCGUCUCUGCAAUCCCUUUCAUUGUACUGCUGUUCUGGUAUAACGGAUGAUGGUCUAGCACAGGUGGCGAUUGGAUGCCCAAAUUUGGUGAUUGUUGAACUUCAAAGCUGCUUUAAUAUUACAGAUCAUGGUUUGGAAAGUCUUUCAAAGGGCUGUCAUGCUUUGAAGAGUCUAAACCUUGGUUCUUGCAUGGCCAUUUCAGAUCGAGGGAUUUCUGCUGUCUUUAGCAAUUGCUCAAACAUUUGCACACUAAUCAUAUCUGGGUGCAGACGUUUGUCUGGUGUUGGAUUCAGAGGGUGUCCAAGUACACUUUGUUAUCUAGAAGCUGAGUCUUGCAUGAUUUCUCCAGAUGGCUUGUUGGAUGUAGUGAGCGGUGGUGGACUUGAGUACCUGAAUUUGCACAAGUUAGGAAGCUCAGCUGGGCUGGAUGGCCUUGGUAGGCUUGCUUUUGCCAAAAGACUCUGCUUUCUGAAUCUCAGGAUGUGUCGCUAUCUUACAGAUGAUUCCGUGGCUGCAAUAGCUAGCGGGUGCCCAUUGAUUGAGGAGUGGAACCUUGCUGUCUGCCAUGGGGUCCGUUUACCUGGUUGGUCUGCAAUUGGAUUGUACUGCAAUAAGAUGAGAGUUCUGCAUGUCAAUCGUUGCCGAAACAUUUGUGACCAAGGUUUGCUGGCCCUCCGCAAUGGCUGUGUGCACCUUGAAGUUCUGCAUGUAAAUGGCUGUGUCAAAAUUACUAAUACUGGCCUGGCAUUAUUCAACAUUGCCAGGCCCAAUGUGAAUCUAAGGGCGGAUGAAGUUAUGUCCAUUGGCCCUUCCAUUGAGAAUUUGUUCCGGUUGCAAUGAUCAGAGUGUAAGCAGAUCCCUCAGUUUGGGCUUACAAGAUUUAGCCCUUCUCCUUACAAGUGAUUGGUUCUUUGGCCAUUAUGCUGUCCAUUGUAUUUGCUUCAUUGCAUACUUAUUUCAUCAUUGUAAAAUAUCAUAGGAUGCUGCAGAGAGAACCAUAAAUAUACAAAUGAGUUGAACUUA
Phragmites australis (common reed) is the source of this 1934-nucleotide messenger RNA. Its product is annotated as F-box/LRR-repeat protein 12. Gene Ontology annotation, molecular function: protein binding. The record is from RefSeq and is a predicted model, not a curated record. NCBI's taxonomy places the organism in Eukaryota, Viridiplantae, Streptophyta, Magnoliopsida, Poales, Poaceae. The transcript has 3 exons. Bases 606 to 1751 code for a protein of 381 amino acids. Gene Ontology annotation, cellular component: SCF ubiquitin ligase complex. Gene Ontology annotation, biological process: SCF-dependent proteasomal ubiquitin-dependent protein catabolic process.